Molecule: messenger RNA, 1642 nt
Organism: Drosophila virilis
Lineage: Eukaryota; Metazoa; Arthropoda; Insecta; Diptera; Drosophilidae
Gene: St2
Product: Sulfotransferase 2
Biological process (GO): sulfation
Cellular component (GO): cytoplasm
Molecular function (GO): sulfotransferase activity
Source: RefSeq, a predicted model, not a curated record
AACUAGGUUUUUGAUUAAAACUUUGUUUUAUUCCAGAUAUCUAGACCAAGCUCGGCAUUUACUAGUUUCCCUGUGGUUCUUAGAUGCGGGCAAAGCACUAUACGCAUUAUGAAUAGGUUGGGUAUGCAAGGGUAUUAGAUCUUCGGCGUGCCGUUCUUUCUCGUUUAAAUCUUUAAAAUACAAAUUACAAAUUGCGAACCUUCAAUUUUAAGUUCGCAAAUGCAAAACCAAGUUUCUGGUUGUAUAAUUUGAUUUUAAAUAAAUUAGUUUCAUAUAGGCUGGGGAAGUCAACUAUUUGUUUAUCUAAUGGUAGUAAAAAUAAGUCUCACAUUAGAACAAUGCGUGCCAACUGAUCGAGAAGUACAUGUGAAUAUAAGUGUUGGCCUGUUGGGUUUCGCGGAGGAUGGGUUUGGGCAGGGCUAAAUGUGCCAGGCUAAGCUGAUGCACUUUGCAAAUGCGAUUGCACUGAGCCGGUUUGGCGCAAACAAGUUAAAAUUGCGGGCAACUUAGCUGGAUUCGCGUUGCCGUCACUUUCACCGCACUUUUGGGCUCACUUUCCUUUCACACUUGGAGCUGGAGUCAGUCGACUGCAGGUAUUGCAGGCCAACGGUAGCAGGAACGCCAUAUGCCAUGCAGCUUGUUUAUCGGGAACUGGAUGCGGAUAUUGUGCGUCGCACAAAUGCCAUAUUUCCGGCGCAGGAUUGCUUUGUCGAGGUGCUGCCCGAUCAACUGAUCAUACCACGCAAAUAUGUAGAGCUCGGUGAAUCGAUAAGCAAUUUGCCCGUCUAUGAAGAUGAUGUGUGGAUGGUGUCGUAUCCACGUACCGGUUCGACGUGGGCCCUAGAGAUGGUCUGGCUGCUAGGCCAUCAGCUGGACUUUGAGGCCGCGAAGCAGGAUGUGCGAAUGCGUGCACCCUUGAUUGAGCUAUCCGCACUAUUCAGCAUAGACCAUCAUCAGUGGGUAGCGGAUGCUUUUGGCAACACAGUUGAGCUGGUGCGCAAUCUGCCACGUCCUCGGUAUGCACGUUCGCAUCUGUCCUGGCAGCUGCUGCCAGAGCAAUUUGAGACGGUCAAGCCAAAAAUUGUGUACACCGCGCGCAAUCCCAAGGAUCUGUGUGUCUCCUACUAUCACUAUUGCAAGCUGCUCCAUGGAAUCAAUGGUGAUUUUGAGCAAUUCGUGGAGCUCUUUCUGGGCGGCCAUACGCCCAUGGGCUCGUACUGGAAGCAUGUGCUGCCCUUCUGGAAGCGCAGCGUUGAUGAUAAUGUCCUAUUUAUUAAAUACGAGGACAUGAUUCGCGAUUUGCCCGCGGUGGUAAGACGCUGUGCCCAAUUCCUGGAUGUUUCAAAUAUUCUCAACGAAGCCAACAUGGCGCGCAUUUGCGACCAUUUGAAGUUCGACAGCAUGCAAAACAAUAAAGCCAUCAAUCUGGAGCGUGAACUUCCUCAGAGGGAGACGAAAUUCAUACGCAAAGGCAAAAUUGGCGACUGGCGAAAUCACAUGACCGAUGAAAUGUCCGAGAGAUUUGAUUCAUGGUCCGAGCAACAUUUGCGCGGAAGCGGCUUGACAUUUGAUUACGAUUAGAGCCAUGUGCUUCUGUAUAUGAAUUGUUUAUAUAUUUGAUAAAAUCAUUUUGAAAAAUAUA